GUGUGUAAAGUUCCGCAGUGUCCGGAGCUCUUCAUGGCUCCGUUUCCUUUAAACAAUCCGUUUGUGUGGCUUUAAAAACAACAUUUUCUCUUUUAUUGUGAAACCAGAAGCAGGAAGCGUGUGCGCGCGGUGCCUAACAGAACCGUGCGCUCCUCCGCUGCUCCGGGACGACGUUUAGCCGCUGCUGCUUAUGAAUCUGCGGCUAAAAACAGCGCAGGUCCCGCUCCACUGAGGCACAAUGGACCCGAACCGGAUCGUACAGGCGCUGAAGGGAACCAUCGACCCGAGCCUGCGCCUUGCGGCCGAAAAUGAGCUGAACCAGUCGUAUAAAAUCAUAAACUUCGCCCCGACGCUGCUGCAGAUCAUCGUGUCGGAGCAGGUGGAGUUUCCUGUUCGUCAGGCGGCGGCGAUCUACCUGAAGAACAUGGUGAGUCAGUACUGGCAGGACCGUGAACCUGCCGUGGGAGAAGUGGUGUUUCCCUUCAACAUCCACGAGAACGACCGACAACAAAUAAGAGACAACAUCAUCGAAGGAAUCAUCCGCUGCCCCGAGUCCAUACGGGCUCAGUUGACCAUGUGUCUUCGUGCGAUGGUUCGUCAUGAUUUCCCGGGUCGUUGGCCUGGAGUCGUGGACAAACUGCAGGUUUACCUCCGAGCUCAGAACAGCAGCGGCUGGUACGGCGCCCUGCUCGCCCUGUACCAGCUCGUCAAGACCUACGAGUACAGGAAAGCGGAGGAGAGGGAGCCGCUGCUGGUCGCCAUGACGCUGUUUUUACCCAGAAUUCAGCAGCUCCUCGCUCAGCUCCUCCCCGACGCCACCAUCUUCUCUGUGCUCAUCCAGAAACAAGUGCUCAAGAUCUUCUACUCACUCGUACAGUACUCUCUCCCUCUGAGGCUCAUUGACAACACCGUGAUGACUCAGUGGAUGGAAGUGUUCAGACAGAUCAUGGACCGAGACGUGCCCACGGAGACGUUGGAGGUGGAUGAGGACGACCGGCCGGAACUCGCCUGGUGGAAGUGCAAGAAAUGGGCCAUGAGGAUCAUAACCAGACUCUUUGAACGAUACGGGAGUCCAGGAAACGUGACCAAAGAAUACGCCGAGUUCGCUGACUUCUUCCUGAAAACCUACGCCGUGGGUCUGCAGCAGACUCUGUUGAAGGUGGUGGAUCAGUAUCGACAGAAACAGUACGUGACGCCCAGAGUCCUGCAGCAGUGUCUCCUCUACCUGAGCCAGGGCCUGUCACACUCCCUCACCUGGAAACACCUGAAGCCCCACGUACAGAUCCUGAAUCAGGAGGUGAUUUUUCCUCUGAUGUGUUACAAAGACGAAGACGACAAACUGUGGCAGGAGGAUCCCUACGAGUACAUACGCAUGAAGUUUAAUCUGUACGAUGACCACGCCCUCCCCGCCACCGCCGCCCAGAGCCUCCUGUGUAAAGCCGCUCGCAAACGCAAAGAGGUUCUUCCUCAGAUGAUGGAGUUCUGUCACCAGACGCUCAUGGACCCCUCUGCUGACCCCCGCAGGAAGGACGGAGCGCUGCACUGCGUGGGGACUUUAGCCGAGCUCCUCCUGAAGAAGUGGGCGUACAGGGAGCAGAUGGAGAUGAUGUUACAGAAAUACGUGUUCCCGCUCCUCAACUCUCCUCUGGGAUACCUGCGAGCGCGGUCGUGCUGGGUGCUUCACUGCUUCAGCCCUCUGCGCUUCCACGACGAGCAGGUCCUGCGCGGCGCCGUGGAGCUGGUGAAGCAGGACCUGGUGGAGGACAAGGAGAUGCCCGUGAAGGUGGAGGCCGCCAUCGCUCUCCAGACGCUCGUGUCCAACCAGCAGCAAGCUAAAGUGUACAUCCGGCCGUUCAUUCGCCCGGUGAUGCAGGAGCUGCUCCACGUCGUCAGGGAAACGGAAAACGACGACCUCACCAACGUCAUCCAGAAACUCAUCUGCGAAUACAACCAGGAAGUGGCCGCCAUCGCCGUGGAGAUGACGCGCAACCUGGCUGAGAUCUUCACUCGUGUUCUUCAGAGUGACGAGUACGAGGAGAGUGAGGAUAAGACGGUCAUGGCUCUGGGUUUACUCAGCACCAUGGACACCAUCCUGACCGUGAUGGAAGAUCACGCCGAGAUCACGCAGCAGUUGGAGGCGAUCUGUUUGCAGGUGAUCGGUCUGGUGCUGCAGAAGCCCGUCAUAGGUAUGGCAGAGUUUUAUGAGGAGAUCUUGUCCCUGGCGUUCGGUCUCACCUGUCAGAACAUCUCCCCCCAGAUGUGGCACCUGCUCGGAGUCUUGUACCAGGUGUUCCAGCACGACUGCUACGACUACUUCACCGACAUGAUGCCUCUGUUACACAACUACGUGACGGUGGACACAGACGUGCUCCUGUCCAACCCCAAACACCUGGAGAUCAUCUACAGCAUGUGCAAGAAGGUUCUGUCGUCGGAGUGUGGGGAGGACGCCGAGUGUCACGCUGCCAAACUGUUAGAGGUGAUCAUCCUCCAGUGUAAAGGACGAGGCAUCGACCAGGUGGUCCCGGUGCUGGUGCACACGGCGCUGGAGCGUCUGAUGCGCGGGGUGAAGACGUCGGAGUUGAGGACCAUGUGUCUGCAGGUGGCCAUCGCGGCGCUCUGGUACAGCCCCCCCCUCCUCUUCCUCACGCUGGACUCCGGCCCCCAGCCCCUCACCGCCCACUUCAUCAACCAGUGGAUCAACGACACCGAGUACUUCCUCGGACUUCACGACCGUAAGCUGUGUAUCCUGGGUCUGUGUGUGCUGAUGGAGCUGCCGUCGCGUCCGUCGGCGCUGGAGGCUGUGGUCGCUCAGAUUUUACCCUCCGUCCUGCUGCUGUUCCUGGGCCUGAAACAUCUGUACGCCUCCCGCCUCCUCCACAAGCCCCCGGAGCAUCCGAGAGCCCCCGCCCCGGGGGGCGAGCAGGACGCCAACGAGGAAAUCCCGAGUGACGAGGACGAAGUGUCAGAGCCGCAGCCGGUUUGUCCCCACAGCACAGAGGAGCCCGACGACGAGGAGGACUUCUGGGAGGAGGACUGUUUCGAGGGCACCCCGCUGGAGGAAUACUCCACUCCUCUGGACUACGACAACGCAGAGGACGAAUACACGUACUUCACCAACGCCCUGCUGAGGGUGCAGAACACUGACAGUUCUUGGUACCAGAGGCUCACGGCGCCGCUCAGCGACGACCAGAAGAAACAACUCCAGGAAAUCUACGGCAUCGCACAGCAGAAGAAGACCGCCAAAGGACCAUGAGGUGGGACCCGGGUCUGGACUGGAGCAGCUCUGAGUGAUGUGGGUCAAACUCAGACUGAGAGACUGCCUUUGUGCCGCUGAGCAACGCUGGACACCUCCGGGUUUCACCGCCCUGGAAUCGCACCGACACCUCUGGGACAAAAACUGGAAUCGCCGCCGGGACCGGAGUCAAACCCCGAACACGUCGCCGACUAAAACACUCCCACACGAGCGGAAAAAAAAAAUAAAAAAACUGAAUUCCGAACCUUGGUCUGGGAUUGAACCUUUACGAGAGAAAAGUGCAAAUACUAAAAACUCUUCGACUGACCGGAGAAAAUGAACUUUGAGACGGUUUUUGUUACGUGUGGAUUUGCUCGGGGAAUUAGAGACGUUAAAAGAUCUACUGUUUUGAUACUUUGCAGUGACGUCGCUCUGGGGGUGUUCUACAUGUGUGUCUAUGGUUAGAGUGACCAGAUUUUCAAAUUUAAAAGUGGGACACACCCGGGUUGUAUGGAAGCCCAGUUCCACCAGUAAAUAAAAAAUAAAAGCCUCACAGAAAGUCAUAAUAACGAGUUUAAAAGUCAAAGAUGUUAAUUUUCUCUUCAAGAAGUUAGAGUUUAAAAGUCAUAAUAAUGAGAUUAAAAGUUGUAAUUACGAGUUUAAAAGUCAUAAUUAUGAGUUUAAAAGUUGUAAUUACGAGUUUAAAAGUCAUAAUUAUGAGUUUAAAAGUUGUAAUUACGAGUUUAAAAGUCAUAAUUAUGAGUUUAAAAGUUGUAAUUACGAGUUUAAGUCAUAAUUAUGAGUUUAAAUCAUAAUAACAUGUUUAAAUGUCAUAAUGAGUUUAAAAGUCAUAGUAACAGGUUUAAAAGUUGUAAUUACGAGUUUAAGCUUUAAUUACGAGUUUAAAUGUCAUAAUAAUGAAUUUAAAACUCAUAAUAACGGGUUUAAAAGUCGUAAUUAUGAGUUUAAGUCAUAAUAACAAGUUUAAAAGACGUAAUUACGAGUUUGAAAGUCAUAAUAAGUCGUAAUUACCAUAUUUAAAGUCAUGACUUUAAAAGUGGACUUUGAAUCUGCCCUUGUCGUGGAAGCUUGUGGUCUUGUUCCUGAAGAGGCCUGGUUUAGUCCUGGUUUAGUCCUGGUUUAGUCCUGGUCUAGUCCUGGUCUAGUCCUGGUCUAGUCCUGGUCUAGUCCUGGUCUAGUCCUGGUUUAGAUCAAAUUGGUCUAAAAACAGGAACGUCUGGUCUCCCUUAACUUCAGUAACAGAGUUUCAGACAGAGCAGUGCCUCCCGUUAGCGUCACACCCCAGAGAAUGUGGACGACCUCAGCUGCAAAAUAUCAACAGCAGGUUUUGGCUUCAGUGUCGCUUCUUCAACAGUUUUUAAAUCCGUCUCCUCGUCACACAGACCUGGAGUUGUGUUUGUUUAACUCAAACCAGGUUCUUCUGAAACUACAAACGCUCUGUCGCACCCUGUGAUGUCAUGAAGUGCUGUGCCGCUGUGUUUUUAAACUCCACACGCCGUCACGAGAAUCAUCUGGAUCAUUUCGGUCCCGGAGUUACCGAUCUCUGCUGAACUUAGGCCCUGUUUGCACGUACACGGGUGCUUCUGUAAACUGAGACGUUUCUCUUCGUUUGUUCCCGUUUUUUAAACACAAACAGAAAAUUCUCCUCUGAAAAUGAAUCUUUGUCAAAACUUCGUCUACAGGGAAGAUUCUGGAAAACUCUGCUUUGGUGUUUGUGUCUAAAGUGAUAAAAGGAGUUUUAGGAGCCGACGCCAAAAGUGCAACGAGUGUUUCCCUUUUGCUCUGAUGAUGAUGACGACCAGAGACCAAUGAGGCUGUAUCAGAUCUGUGGAGAGGCGAGCCGCUCACUAAUGCACCAUUUAAACCGAUUUGUGAGUAAAACUUAUCCAGGCUGGUGCCACCUAGUGCCUCCGUUCAGUUUCAUUUCUCUCCAGCGACUAGAUCAGAAAUCAGAUACACCAGACCAGACAUGUCCAAACUACGGCCCGUGGGCCAAACGCGGCCCUCUGACAGAUUUAGUUUGGCCCUCAUUCUUCCAGGCGAAUUGGCCCAAAUUGCUUUGCAACAAUUAAAAAAUAACUUUUUACGGCAAGUUUUUUGAAAAUCUACCUUAAAAAACCUAGUAUUGAAUAUUUAGUGACUGACGGUUCAUUCUAACGUGUUAAACCUGCAAAUAUUUAAAUUAUUCACUGUAGGGACGGGCAUUCGAUGAAAUUUUCUUAAUCGAUCGUCGGAAGAAUUAACGAUCGAUUAUCGAUUAAUCAUUAACGUUUUUAUAUUAAAAUGAUCAUCAUUAUUAUUACUAUCUGCACUAAUCUGCAUAAAUAAAUUCAACUUUACGACAUAUAAACAUAACGACUCUAGAUCCACAUCAGCUGUUUGACAUUAUAAUGUGUUUAAUUCAGUUUUGUUCAAAUCUCACAGAAACAAAACUUAAAACCACAUCACUAAUUUACAUAAACUAAGUGAAGAUAAAACUCCAGCUCUUGUGUCGCUGAUGUGGUUCAACUUGUGUUGGAUUAAAAGACAUGACUCAGGUGAAUACAGGUCAGUGUGACCAGAUUUGUGUUUGUCAAAACCAGGACAGCGUACGGGGGGAGGGGGGCGGGGCCUCGUCAUCCACAUUGAGCGACUCUCACCUGGAAAAACUUUUUCCCACUGGACACAGAAACAUAUGUGCUGCUUUAUCCACUGUGCACAUGGACUCACACUUGUCCCAACGCAACGGAAAGUGUGGAAUUUCUUCUACAAAUCCUGGUUAAAUCCACAUUUGUGCUUCGGUUCGUUACAGACUGACCCACUGUUUGUGUCUCGCUCCUUCUGAUGCAGAGACACAUGUACACACCUGUUUGGUCACGACACACAAACAUACAUUCAGUUUGUCCAUUAAAAUGAACGUAAUCGAUGAAAUUCUUAAUGAUCAAUUAUCGAUUAAUCGAUUAAUCAUGCCCAUCCCUAAUUCACUGUGUUGAGCUCGAUCGACCCUCUGCUUCGUCUGUGUUUAGAUUUGUGGCCCUUGAUGUAAAAAGUUUGGACACCGCUGCACUGGACGGUUCCCAAAAACUAUUCUUGUCGGGAGUGUUUGUCCGGGACGAUGGACUCGGGACAAAGUGCCGGGCGGUUGCCGUGGUAACAGGCAUGACGUCAUGAUUUUCCAAUGAUGAAGUAAAUAUUUAAACCUAAAAGAAAAAUUAAGAAAAAAAAAAGAAGGAAAUGCCAAAGUCUGAUCCAAACAUGUUUUUAAUCCUUCAGCCCAAAGAGACGAACUCCAGAAACCACAGACCUGGUUCAGUCCUGGUUCAGUCCUGGUUCAGUUCCUGGUUUAGACCUGGUUUAGACCUGGUUCAGUCCUGGUUCAGUCCUGGUUCAGUCCUGGUUCAGUCCUGGUUCAGUCCUGGUUUAGUCCUGGUUCAGUCCUGGUUCAGUCCUGGUUCAGUCCUGGCUUAGUCCUGGCUUAGUCCGGGUUUAGUCCGGGUUUAGUCCGGGUUUAGUCCGGGUUUAGUCCGGGUUUAAUCCGGGUUUAAUCCGGCCCUUGAUGGAAAAAGUUUGGACACCGCUGCACUAGACGGUUCACAAAACUCCAGAAGUGCGAGUUCGGGCACCGGCCAAUCAGAGAAGAGACAGACAUUCUGUGUUGUCAACGAUUCCCGAGGAUUUAAAACCGGAACAAAGAGAAUGUUUGGUGAAUUUGAUCUCGGGGAAAGACGUUAUUGUUCUUCUUCCUACAGGAUUUGGAGCUUUACAAACGUCACGACCAAACAGCAGCGAUUGGUUCAAUAAAAAAAGUCCCCGCCUCCUGUCGAGCGAACGAAUCCUAAUGCUGCAGGUCACACGGUUUCCACAAAGUGAAACCGUCUCAGGAAGCAGGAUGAGUAAAACUUACAACUGUAAUGAAACAAAAGCUGCUCCGCCCAGAGUCUCGGUGUAAACGAAAACUUUUGUUGAAAUCGACUCUGUGAGCACGAUGUUAUUUUGGAAAACGGACAACGGGAAAUAUUUUUUUCUCAACGUACCGGCUCUGUGGAAACGAAGUCUAAAGGGAAAAGGAGCUGUCCACUUAAAAACAACCACUUCAUGACAUCACAAGGUGGAACAGAGCGUUUGGAGAUGUAGACAGACGAAUAAUAAAGAUUUACUCAAACACAAAACACAGGUCCAGGUCUGUGUGAAGCAGGAACAUUAGAACACGUCAGGUUUGCGUCAUUUAGGACUUUUUAAGGUUCAGAAAAUAUUGAUCAGUUUCUGUUUUUCUUUUAUCAAUAAAUCUUCACUUUAUUUGUAAAUGUUUAAAAACUUUUGUCGCCAGAUUUCAAACUUUUAUUUCAACUCAGAGUCCCAGACGGUGACUUUAAAUGACGCCCGAGGCCAACGGAGAAGCUCCAGAUGAACGUUGUGAAGUGUGCGACGGCGGCGUUUGUGCGACGGCGGCGUUUGUGCGACGGCGGCGUUUGUGCGGCGGCGGCGGCGUUUGUGCGGUGUUUUGUGCGUUGUGUGACUCUUGUACAGGAGGUAAAGUGUAAAUAGUCGUGUGUUUGUUGUGUUUUUGUAAAUGAGUUUGGAGCUGAACAAAAGAACGAAAAAUCUGA
Molecule: messenger RNA, 7839 nt
Organism: Boleophthalmus pectinirostris (great blue-spotted mudskipper)
Lineage: Eukaryota; Metazoa; Chordata; Actinopteri; Gobiiformes; Gobiidae
Gene: ipo8
Product: importin 8
Exons: 26
Coding region: 239-3253 (1004 amino acids)
Biological process (GO): protein import into nucleus
Cellular component (GO): nuclear envelope; cytosol
Molecular function (GO): small GTPase binding
Source: RefSeq, a predicted model, not a curated record